Blastocystis hominis is the source of this 2997-nucleotide messenger RNA. RefSeq lists its product as hypothetical. Gene Ontology annotation, cellular component: cytosol. Gene Ontology annotation, biological process: pentose-phosphate shunt; pentose-phosphate shunt, oxidative branch. The transcript is spliced from 6 exons. NCBI's taxonomy places the organism in Eukaryota, Bigyra, Opalinata, Blastocystidae. Bases 932 to 2443 code for a protein of 503 amino acids. The record is from RefSeq and is a predicted model, not a curated record. Gene Ontology annotation, molecular function: NADP binding; phosphogluconate dehydrogenase (decarboxylating) activity.
UCGCUGCUGAGCAACGAAUUGGUGCAGUCGCUGCAGCAGAGCGCGGUGUAUCUGCAGCAAGGCUUCCUCUCCGAAGCGUUCCUGCAGAGCCGCCAGCUCGUUCUGAACACGGCCACGCUGUGCCAGAAGCUGCAUCCCGUGGCGAUCCGCGCGCUGAACAUGAUGGCCUCGAUCCUCUUCAUGCUGAAGGACUACGUCAACGCGGUCAAAUACAACCGACUGGCGCUGAAAUACACGCAGCGCGCCUAUGGUGCGGACAGCAUCGAGGCCGCCAUCUGCCACAGCCAGCUUUCCGACGCUCUGGGCCACGCGGGAGCGCGCAAUGAGUCGAUUCUGCACGCGAAGGCGUGUCUGGACAUCUACGUGAUGGCGUGCGGCGACGGCUCGGAGGAAAUCGGGGAAGUCUACGCGAAUCUGGGUCUGCAGUACGAAGAGCUCGUGUCCUAUCAGAAGGCCAUCGACUGCCUCGCCAUCGCCGUGGACAGACUGGAGAAGAAGCACCCGCUCUAUGUGCAGUGUGUGAAGGGACUGGCGCAGUGCUCUGCAUUGAUGAUGAAGUGGUCCGACGCGUGCAAGUAUGAGCAGAUGUACCAAGAGGUGGUCAAGGAGUCGGAGGAGAAGGAGAAGGAGACCCUGGUGAAGGAAAGCGAGGAACGGCUGAAGGAGUACAACCAGAAGCUGAUGAUGCAGAUCUCCAUGCGUAGUAUUCUGGGUUAAAUGUUUAGUUGUGUGUUUGUUGACUAAGUGUGGAGUGAGUGAUCGUUGGAAAGGUAGAUUUGGAUGGGUAAACAAAGAUUCAUUUGGAUACUUAUGACUUGAAAAGCUUCACCUAAUAUCGCUCAUAAUAUUUUUAUAUUUAUAUAGCAGUAUAUCAAACAGUUUAAACACUCACAAUAUGUCGUGUGAUAUUGGUGUAUAUGGACUAAGCGUCAUGGGAAGCAAUCUUGCUCUGAACAUUGCUUCCAAGGGCUUUAAUGUAGCAGUAUCAAACCGUUCUCCUGAGAGAGUGCAAGAGUGCGAAACAAGAGCCAAAGAAGAAAAUCUGGGAGAUAAGGUUUUUGGGUCUCAGACUCCGAAAGAAUUUUGUGAAUCGCUGAUCCGACCUCGCAAGAUCAUCAUGUUGGUGAAGGCGGGCGCUCCCGUGGAUAAAACCAUCGAAAGCCUCGUUCCCUACCUGGAGCCUGGCGACAUCCUCAUUGAUGGCGGUAACGAGUGGUACGAGAAGAGCAUCCAGCGAACUCGCAACCUCGAGGAGAAGGGCAUUCUCUUCGUGUCCAUGGGUGUGUCUGGAGGCGAGAUCGGUGCCCGUCACGGUCCCUCGCUGAUGCCUGGCGGUCGUAAGAGCGCCUACGAAGCCUUGGAGAAUAUUUUGACCAAAAUCGCCGCUCAAGUCGACAACGAAGCCUGCGUAACGUACAUCGGUGGCGCGGGCUCUGGCAACUAUGUGAAAAUGGUGCACAACGGAAUCGAAUACGGCGAUAUGGAGCUGAUCGCGGAGGUGUAUCAUCUCUUGAAAUCGGCGGGCUUCAGCAACCCGGAGAUGAGUUCGAUCUUCGCGGACUGGAACAAGAGCGAGCUGGAGAGCUACUUGAUCGAGAUCACGAGUCUGAUUUUGGCGAAGCCGGACGAGCUGGUGGGCGAGGGCUAUCUGAUUGACCGCAUUCUGGACGUUGCUGGAAGCAAAGGAACCGGCAUGAUGACCGUCAAGGAAGCCGCAGAGCGCGGCGUGUCGGCGCCGACGAUCUCCUCUGCGCUGUUCGAACGCUACAUUUCGGGCGAGAAGGACAUGCGAAUGCGCGCGGCGUCGCUGCUGCCGGGUCCCGCGUUCGACUGGGGAACCGUGGAUCGCACGCAGCUGGUGUCGGAUCUGAAGGACGCGCUGUUCUGCUCGAAGAUCGUGGCGUACGCGCAGGGCCUGGAGAUCAUCCGCCAGGCGUCGCUGACGUUCAAUUGGGGCAUCAAUCUGGGCGAAUGCGCGCGGAUCUGGAAGGGCGGCUGCAUCAUUCGCGCGAAGAUUCUCGAUAAAAUCCGCGGGGCGUUCGCGCAGGACGCCGGUUUGGAGAAUCUGCUCCUCGAUCCUGCGUUCGCAGAUCAGUUAGUGAAGCGACAGCAGGCGUGGAGACGCAUCGUGACGCUGGCAGCGGCGAGCGGCGUGUCGAUUCCGGCGCUGACGGCGAGUUUGCAGUACUUCGAUAGCUUCCGGUCGCAGAGAUUGCCGACGAACAUGAUCCAGGCACAGCGCGAUUUCUUUGGAUCGCACACGUACGAGCGUGUGGAUCAGCCGAGAGGCCAGUUCUAUCAUUGUCGUUGGACGAGUGAGCAUGCUUUGCGUGUUUGUUACAAACAAUCGAUUGCGUUUGGGGUGCUUUGCUGCCGAUGGAUCUCUCAAUCAAUGUGGCGCAGUUUUGCCAGGCUUGGGUAUCAAAGCAGGAUGUGCCGGUAAUCCGCCCGCUUUCUCCGGAAUCGAGGGAAUAUUUGAAUACAGAGGGUGAGCUGAAACUCAAUGUUCCUUCAUUUUAUUUGGACGACCAGAACGUAAAUACAGAGGUUGGUACAUCCGUUGUUGAAAAAGAGGAAAGAGUGAUGCAAUUAGAGAGGAAGAGCGAUGAAAAGGUGAAAAAGAGUAAAAAACGGGAUGCUCUUUCGAAAAAGAAGAGUUCUGAGCAUGAUUUAAAGGAGACCGAUAGGGAAAAUGGGAAUGCCAAGUCGAAGGAGAAGAAUUUAAAGUCAAAUCAUAAAGAAAAAUCGGAUUCAAAGCUAAAAAAGGAAAAGCACAAGGAAAAGAAGGAAAAGCGCUGUGUGAAGAAGAAGGAGGAGGGGAAAAAAGAGCAUCUUGUAAAGAAGAAGGAGGAGGAGGAAAAAGAACACCCUGCGAAGAAGAAGAAGAAGAAGGAAAAAGAACACCACACAAAGCAUAAGGAAAAACUUCUCCCAAAGAAAGAUUCGCAUCCUCCUGAACAUAAACAAUAACACGCACUAAACCACACCCCAUAUCAA